Molecule: messenger RNA, 1260 nt
Organism: Cuscuta epithymum
Lineage: Eukaryota; Viridiplantae; Streptophyta; Magnoliopsida; Solanales; Convolvulaceae
Source: the annotation of a GenBank genome assembly
CGUCAUCUCUUCCCUCCAUUUCAAACCCCGUUUCAAAAUCCUCAAUUUUGACUCCCUGCCAAUUAAGGUCUACCGUUUUUUCAUUCUUCCGCCCGAUUACAGCAGUGCGCGCAAAUGAUAAGAACUUCGCUUAGAGGCUGCUACGAGGAUGGCACGAGCGGUGUCGUCGCCUCCGCAAUCCUCGACGCCGGAGACUUCGAGCUCAAAGCCAACACCACCAUUACCGACGGCCCAUCCUUCGACGACCUCUCUGUCUCGGUAGAAAAGCCCGGUUCAUUCUCCAUCGACUACAGUAUUCCGAAAAAGGAUGUGCGAUUUCAGUUUAUGAAUUCGGCUAGGGUUUUAGAGAAGCAGCUGAGUUUGACGUACUCGCACUGGCGGGGCGAUAAUCGAAUGGAACUGGAUGGGAAAUUGAUGAUCGACUCUGCAAACGUGUUAUCCGCUAAUUACGAGCCUAAUACUGGUAACUGCAAGGUGAAGUACAGCUAUAACCAUGGCGGACUAGUCACAUUUGAGCCGAGCUAUGAUUUCGGUCAAAAUUCUUGGGACAUUUCCCUUUCCAGGAGAGUUUUUGAUAAUGAUGUGGUUAGGGCUACCUAUCAAAGUUCAAGCAAGGUUUUGGAGUUGGACUGGUGCAGCGUUACAAGUAUGAGUGGAAGCUUUAAGGUCUCCGCAUCUAUUAACUUAGCUGAUCAGUCAAAAGCCCCUACUCUCCGGGCUGAGAGCACCAUAAAUUUUGAUGUGUAAUUCAUUGACCUCUUCGAUGUAAACGAUUAUAAUAGUUGUCAGUUCAUGAUAUUAUCUUUAUGGUGUCUGUUUUUCCCAGAAGAACGCACCUGAAGUGACAUCAACUCAAUGAUAAAGUGGAAUUUCUUAUCGUUGUCUUUCGUGAUCAUACUUAGAGUGACUUGCUAAGUCACUAGUCACUACUAUUGUUUGGUUUGGCAGAGAAGUUUGGAGCAAUGGCAGCUUCAUAAUUUAAUCUAAGCUCGUCUCCGAUCCAAACCACCAACUUAUUUCAUCUUACCACUACCAGUGUACGGAGUAAUUUUUUGUAACACUAACCCAAUGGUUAACUACUUCAUCAUGUAGUUUGACUUGGGUCUGUCAACUUCUUCACCAUUAUAUUUUUCAGCUCCAAGGUGGUCUCAAUGGUCAGUCACUCAGUUGCAAUCUUCAUUCUUCAUUCAAUUAUACUCGGUCCAACUUUCAUUGAAUUUAUGUCUAUGUUCAGUUGUUCACCUUUUUAUCAAAUUAUUG